Nicotiana tabacum (common tobacco) is the source of this 1201-nucleotide messenger RNA. Its product is annotated as immune-associated nucleotide-binding protein 9-like. NCBI's taxonomy places the organism in Eukaryota, Viridiplantae, Streptophyta, Magnoliopsida, Solanales, Solanaceae. Gene Ontology annotation, molecular function: GTP binding. The record is from RefSeq and is a predicted model, not a curated record.
CUUCUCUUAAACACUUAAACAGUAUAUUUCUCAUUCUUGUAUUGUCAGUUGUAUGUUCAGAACUCACAUGACACUAGUUUUACUGUGUUUCUGUUAAUGAUGUAUUUCUUCUGAUGUUUCAUCCUUUAUUCUGACCGCGUCCUUUGUUGUAGGUAUAGUUUGAUUCAGAACGAUAAAUGGGUGGAAGUGCAGUUAAUGAUGAUUGGGAAUUUACUAAAAAUGAAGCUCGGACACUAGUUCUGCUGGGCCGCACCGGUAAUGGAAAAAGUGCGACAGGCAAUAGCAUUAUUGGAAAAAAAGAAUUCACGUCAAAGUACAGUUCUUCUGGUGUUACAAGUACUUGUGAACUUGAGAGUGCUCAAUUAGACGAUGGACUGACUAUUAAUGUGAUCGAUACUCCUGGGUUGUUUGACUUUUCUGGUGAGCCUGAAGUUAUUGGCAAAGAAAUUGUUAAGUGCAUGGAUUUGGCCAAGGAUGGGAUCCACGCUGUUCUUUUAGUUUUGUCUGUGCGAACUCGGUUUUCUAGAGAAGAGCAAGCCGCGGUGCAGAGCUUUCAGGAGUUCUUUGGUAACAAAAUUAGUGAUUACAUGAUUGUAGUCUUCACUGGAGGAGAUGAGCUUGAAGAAAGUGAUGAGACUUUGGACGGUUACUUAGGUGGCUGUGACUGCCCUGAGCCUUUAAGUGAAACUCUUAAGCUGUGUGAUAAUAGGAAAGUACUUUUUGACAACAAGACUAAAGAUCCCACAAAGAAAGCCAAACAACAGAAAGAACUUCUUUCACUUGUGAAUUUGGUUUUGGAGAAGAAUGAUGGUGUACCAUAUACAAAUGAAUUGUUCAAGGAAUUACAGGCCAUGAGGAUUAGUUACUUGAUUGGUGAUGCUGUGCACGAGAAAAAUGAAACGACGGAACCAAUUCCAAAGUAUUAUGAGGAGAAAUAUACGGGACUAACUGUAGAGGUUACGAAUAAGCUGAUGGAGGUCACGCAAAGGCUUGUAGAGCAAUUGGCUACGGAGCGUGCUGAGAGGGUAGUAGCUGAACUGAAAGCUAAAAAUGCUCAAUCCAAAUUUGAGGAUGAGAUUCGCGUGUUCAGAAAACGUUUGGACAGUGCUCAACGGGAUACUGAGGAAGCUAACCGUCGUAUGAAUGAGAAACGCUGCCAUAUUUUAUAAAUCUGAUAUAUAUAUAUAUAUGUGCUUCUUUU